CUUUUAUUCUCAAACUAAAAACCAAACAAUGAUGCACCAAACACAAAUUCACACGCAAUUAUCACAAUUCUCAAAGUAGAAAACCUAACUCAUCUAAUUGAAUCUAAGCCACGUGAUUGUGAAGGAUGCAUAUGUAAUGUAUAUACCUUUUUUUUUGUUUGUUUGUCUGUCAGAUUCUGGAAUUUGAGUAAACACACAAAAAAGUCAACCAUUGCAGCAGAGUCUUUUGGUCCAGAGAAGCAAAGAAGAGGAAGAAAAAGAAGAAGAAGAAGAAAAUGGCAGGAGGGUCGUUUGGUCCGACCGGUGUGGCUAAGGAGAGAGCAGAACAAUACCAAGGAAACGUCACUAGUUAUGUCAUAAUCGCUUGCCUUGUUGCAGCCAUUGGUGGAUCUAUCUUUGGAUAUGACAUCGGAGUCUCAGGAGGAGUUACGUCCAUGGAUGAGUUUCUUGACGAGUUUUUCCAUGCGGUUUAUGAGAAGAAGAAGCAUGCUCAUGAAAGUAAUUACUGCAAAUAUGAUAAUCAAGGGUUAGCUGCUUUCACUUCUUCGCUCUACUUGGCUGGUUUGGUUUCAACUCUGGUGGCAUCACCCAUCACUAGGAACUAUGGGAGGCGUGCGAGUAUUGUCUGUGGUGGAAUCAGCUUUCUUGUUGGAGCUGGUUUGAAUGCUGGAGCUGUGAACCUAGCUAUGCUUCUUGCUGGACGGAUCAUGCUCGGUGUUGGCAUUGGAUUUGGAAAUCAGGCAGUUCCAUUGUAUUUAUCAGAAGUGGCACCUACUCAUCUCCGAGGUGGUUUAAACAUGAUGUUUCAGUUAGCUACAACUCUUGGGAUCUUUACUGCGAAUAUGGUCAAUUUCGGUACUCAAAAGCUUAAACCUUGGGGAUGGAGACUCUCUCUUGGUUUAGCUGCUUUUCCGGCUCUGCUUAUGACGCUUGGCGGCUAUUUCUUACCAGAGACCCCCAACAGUUUGGUCGAAAGAGGAUUGACAGAGAGAGGUCGACGUGUACUGGAGAAACUAAGAGGAACCAAAAACGUCGAUGCUGAGCUUCAAGACAUGGUAGAUGCGAGUGAGCUAGCGAAUUCCAUCAAACAUCCUUUCAGAAACAUCCUGCAGAAACGACACAGACCUCAGCUAGUCAUGGCUAUUUGCAUGCCUAUGUUUCAAAUCCUCACUGGCAUAAACUCCAUUCUCUUCUACGCGCCUGUUCUGUUCCAGACAAUGGGAUUUGGCGGCAACGCAUCUCUCUACUCAUCAGCUUUAACAGGAGCUGUUCUUGUUCUCUCAACAUUGAUUUCCAUAGGAUUAGUGGACAAACUGGGACGAAGAGCUCUUCUCAUCAGUGGAGGAAUACAAAUGAUAAUAUGUCAAGUCAUAGUAGCAGUGAUCUUGGGAGUGAAGUUUGGAGACAAGCAAGAGCUAUCAAAAGGGUACUCAGUCAUCGUAGUCAUCUUCAUCUGCCUCUUUGUUGUAGCAUUCGGAUGGUCAUGGGGUCCUCUCGGCUGGACCAUACCAAGCGAAAUCUUUCCAUUAGAGACACGUUCAGCGGGACAGAGCAUCACGGUUGCUGUAAACCUCCUCUUCACUUUCAUCAUAGCUCAAGCUUUCCUCGCUCUCCUAUGUGCAUUCAAGUUUGGAAUCUUCCUCUUCUUUGCUGGUUGGGUCACUGUAAUGACCAUCUUUGUCUAUUUCCUGUUACCUGAAACCAAAGGAGUGCCGAUUGAAGAGAUGACUCUCUUAUGGAGUAAACAUUGGUUCUGGAAAAAAAUAUUACCUGCAACAAAUCUUGAAGCUGAUAACAACAAUGACACAAACAGUUCUGCUUGAAACAAAUUUGAUUCUGUUUGUAUGUGAAGAAGAAAGAUUAGUUUUUUUUUUGUUUGUCUUCUAUUAAACUAAAAAGGUUUUAUUGCAUGAAAGAGAUGUGAUUAUGACAA
Messenger RNA from Camelina sativa (false flax), 1933 nucleotides. Its product is annotated as sugar transport protein 7. Gene Ontology annotation, molecular function: monosaccharide transmembrane transporter activity. Gene Ontology annotation, cellular component: membrane. The record is from RefSeq and is a predicted model, not a curated record. Gene Ontology annotation, biological process: monosaccharide transmembrane transport. Lineage: Eukaryota; Viridiplantae; Streptophyta; Magnoliopsida; Brassicales; Brassicaceae.